AUUGGUCGAUCAGUUCGAUUGUGCUACGAAGUACGACGAGUCGGUCGAUAGGCAUCCUCAGAAAUUCCACUAGUACGGUACAUCGAAGAAACGACGCGACGAGGUGUGCAGUGGCGGGUCGGACGAGUUGUUUUCCUCCGUUUGUUUACCAAAAAUCGAAUAGAUCGGAAGCCGAAUAGAUGGCUUCUGAAACUGGAUCCACCAUCCAGGGUAACCUCGAUGAUUUCUCCAAGCAAAGCCGAAUCCAAAUCGUUCAAAACAAAGAUAGUGAACUAGGCGCGCCAAUAAGACGAACUGGCUCUCUCAGGCUACCGAAAUCAUCGGACUCGAAUAUCGUCGAUCAUAAUCGAUUGUACGUAUCAUCAUUCGAUGGAAAAUCAUCAGUGUCCAUGACAUGGACACCAGAUAAAAGCGAUGAUACACCAGUCCGGCCCGCUAGGCACUCCGCACCUGCGAUCGACGCACCUGCGCCGGAAUACCUCGCCAGAAAUCUUUUGCAACUCGGCUGUCCGGUCGUGUCAAUGCCCACACCUCGUGGAGGAGUAGGGUCAGAACCUCCGCAGAGUAGCGACAGCGAUGAAUUCUCGACGACGCAUACCCAACAACAAAGUCAUGGGUAUGGUCAAGGACAGGUGGAUGUCUACAACUUGCCCAAAGUCCAGGUGUCGGGACCAUCAAACAAUGAUGAAUCCUCUUCCGUCGUCAAUGGGUCUGCGGGGUCCAUAGGAGCACGAUCUGCUCCCAGCACGCCUCUUCAAGUAGCUCCUGCUACGCAACAAGCGGGCCAGCAGUCAAUUAGUGGUUCCCAGCUUACAGUGGCCGCUGCCAAUAACUCUCAGCCUCCGAAGAGCCCGAGCCACGUGGCCUUGAGAUGUAACGACAGCCAUCUUUCUAAACCGCUCAGCAGAAGUACACCAUCAAUGGCAGCUGGUAGUACCGUGCAGACUCCAGGAAAGGUUAGCAGAUCUUCGUCCACAUCGUCACCAACAACUACCAGCAGCGCGAGGCAGAAGAAAUUCCACAGGCAUUUCUCUCAGGUCGCUGCGGACGAACGAGUAUUGAACUACUAUAGCUGCGCGCUGGUAGGCGACAUCCUGCUGCAAGGACACCUGUACAUCACACCGAAUUACUUUGCGUUCUACAGCAAUGUGUUUGGUUACGUAACGAAGCUGCUGAUACCUACAGUCUCCGUGUUGAAAAUUAGCAAAGAGAAGACAGCUCGAAUCAUUCCAAAUGCGGUGGCAAUCGCCACCCUAGACGAAAGGCAUGUCUUCUGUUCCCUCCUAUCUAGAGACUCGACAUUCAAGCUGAUGAAACAGGUUUGGGAUGCAGCGAUAGAGUCACAACCGUCGCCGACGAUUCUACCGCUGACCAACGAGCAAAAUCUUCUUGCACCGGACACGCUGGUGGUCGAUGACUCCGAAGUGAAUCCCGAAGAAGAUGACUCCAGCAUGUCUGAAAGCGGGACGGACUUGAAUUCCAGACCGCCGACAGUUUGCAACGACACCGAUGGUGUUACACUGCCAAUUGUCAGGCCGAGUUUGCCACCACCUGCAAAGGUGGAACCACCACCAGUUCCGUUGCACUCAACCACGUCCAACAAGUUCAAAGUUAUCUUAUCCUUGUUCACGGGUGGAAUGAAGACUAGUACAGUGAUCACCAUUCUGGUAGCUCUUCUGGCAGCUCUCUAUUUGUCGGCGGCUCUGAUGAUGAUUCGCAUCGACAGACUACACACGGCGUAUCUAAACCACCCUCUUGUUUCACCGGAACGUUUCACUCAAGAUCGGCUUCUGCAUUACCUUAAUACGAACCUCGAUCAAAUAGUCAAAGUGCGACAAAGUCUACAGACGUUAUCACAGCAGUUCGUGUCGAUGAGCCAAAGCGACGUAACGGAGCCGAGCGUAUCCGGUGGCGUGGGGGAGCCGGAAGAUGCUCCGAGUUAGCCCUCGAUGAGGCUAAAUAAUUUAAUGCAACCAAAUAAUACGAGUCCCCCUCGCCUCGCUAGCGUAUGAAGCGUCUCGUAUUAAUACGUCGUUGUCUUCGUGGUCGGCGUCGAUUAUAUUCGGCGUGCGAAAAUAGCGAUUCGGGCGACUGAUUGAUGGUGUCGCUUCGACGAUUUUGAAUAGGCAAUUAUUAUCGUUAGUUUACCUAGAUCUAUCUGAAGAGGUUCUAAAAGAAUAGGCUGUUCAAAUUAAAACGACAAAAGAUACAAAAAGAGAAGAAAAUAACGAACAGAAAAAUUUCGAGCAGAGAUCGCAACGAUCCUGCACGCCUAGACCGAAGAGCAUGCGUAACUCGAUUUUUGAUUUUCAGUCACGCUUUCAGAAUUUAAUUAAGAUGCUUCAAAGCAGUACACAGACGAAAUAAAUGUAAAAAAAAAAAAAAUGAAAAAAGGAAAAAAAAAUGAACGCCGUAUAUAUGGUACACAUAUAAAUCAUAUUAUUUAUAUGCACAAGAAUGUGUGCAAGCAAUUGUACGAUGUAUAAUAUGAUGUAAACUGAAUUGAUAAACAUAAAGGAAAAAAGAAAUCGAGCGCGCAAAGCGAGCGAAGGGAUUUUCGUUUUUGAACUAGUCACGUAUUAUAAUAAAUGCCCCACAUACAACAAGAGUAUAAUGA
This is a messenger RNA of Eufriesea mexicana, 2617 nucleotides long. RefSeq names its product GRAM domain-containing protein 2. Gene Ontology annotation, biological process: intracellular sterol transport. Gene Ontology annotation, cellular component: endoplasmic reticulum-plasma membrane contact site; plasma membrane; endoplasmic reticulum membrane. The record is from RefSeq and is a predicted model, not a curated record. Gene Ontology annotation, molecular function: sterol binding; sterol transfer activity. Lineage: Eukaryota; Metazoa; Arthropoda; Insecta; Hymenoptera; Apidae. The transcript has 8 exons. Bases 180 to 1943 code for a protein of 587 amino acids.